Molecule: messenger RNA, 1200 nt
Organism: Penaeus indicus
Lineage: Eukaryota; Metazoa; Arthropoda; Malacostraca; Decapoda; Penaeidae
Product: probable glutamate receptor
Exons: 10
Coding region: 1-1200 (399 amino acids)
Cellular component (GO): membrane
Molecular function (GO): ligand-gated monoatomic ion channel activity
Source: RefSeq, a predicted model, not a curated record
AUGGCUCUCACCGGCUCUCACCUGCGCGUGGCCGCCGGGCUGUGGGUUCCCUUCGUCAUGUUCGAAGACCACGAGGACGGGACCUUCACCACCACGGGGCUGCUCAUAGACCUUAUGGACAUCUUCGCAAGCAAACUCAACUUCACGUAUUCGGUGUUGAAAUCCGUGGACGGCGAGUGGGGUCGACUUCACGCCAACGGCUCUGCGACGGGAAUGAUUGGCAUGUGUCAGAGGAAGGUCUGGGUGACUCUGCUGAUCCUCCUCUCGUCGAGCAUGGGUCUGGGUGCCAUCAUCAACUGGCUCUCCGUCCGCUGGUCCCUCCCUGGCACUCGGUCUCUGGCACGAGGCGGCAGGACCAAGCCGAUCUUCCAGCCCAGUUGGAUUCUAAAGACGCUCCUCAUGGAACCAUUGUCAGCAUUGCCAACUUCCCUCACCGGACGUGUCUUCAUGGGAACCUGGAUGGUGGUCUCUCUCAUCCUGAGCUCGGCCUAUCAAGGGAUUCUAACCUCUCUGUUAGCUGUGCCGAAGGUCGAAGUUCCCGUAGACUCCUUGCAGGAUCUCCUAGACUAUGGCAGGAUGCCUUGGUCUGUCGAGUAUGGCACUGCCUUGCACCAACUGUUCGGGGAUGCAAAAUCAGGCUUCUACAAGAAGAUUCACGAUGGCAGCUUCCUAGUAACUAGCAGCUUCGAAGAGCGAGAGCGAAUGAAAAAAGAACGAUUUGCUAUUCUCUGUGAUUUCUUCUCCAUGAAGUUGAUUAUGAGUGACGACUACGGCAAGACGGGGGAAUGCAGUUAUUACAUCGCCAAGGAAGUGAUCUGGUCAGCAUCCAUGGCCUUUGUCUUUCAGAAGAACAGUCCUGUCACCAAACACUUCAAUAAAUGGAUAGUGAUGAUGCGGGAGUCCGGGCUGGUGGACCGCUACCUGCAGGAAGCCACCACCAACGUGACGGCAUGCAUGGUUGCGCCGGGCGAGGAGGCGGGCAAAGGCAGCUCCCUCGUCCUCUCUUUCCUGGAUCUCGGGGGCGUCUUUCUCUUCAUGUUUGGAGGCGCAGCUCUCGGCAUCGUCUUGUUCGUCGCAGAGAAGAUUAGUGAGAAGUUCCACGGAAGUCGCAAAGGUCAUGUGGAACAAGAGUAUUUUAAAGUUUUCGAUGACUUGCCUACACUGUUGGACAUCCGUUGUAACUUCCCCGUUAAGAAAUAG